CACAACUGAAGCAAGACAUGCUUUAGCAGUCCUUUAUGAGAGGCUUGUCUUCCAUGUCAACAACUUGCUUCAAGGUGCAAAUCUCAUACAUUCACUUUUACAGUUACUGAUUACGGCUUUCUUAUUGUAUUCCAAGGACUUGCUCAAGUCCAUAAUGGUUUUGAGUUUACAGCCGCGCGAAGACGGCCCGGUGAGCUUACAAGUGCCCAAAGCCAGCCAAGCAUGCAUCAAUUGUCGUAAACAAAAGAGGAAAUGCGACAAAUCGGUCCCAUCAUGUGGCCUUUGUGCCAGGAUGAACCGUCAAUGCGACUACAGCGACUCAUCAUCCGUACCCACCGCAACUGAUGUAGCCGCACUACAAGCCCGUCUCGCCGAGCUCGAAAAUCGGCUCGCCUUAGCUGGCUGCAAGGAAACAACCACCAGCACGAGCUCAUCAUCCCCCAGCACCAAUAACCUGUUCACACCAGAGACCACCAUCACCACAAACAGCCGUGACAAUGCCGCCACCACCCAUCCAGCACCAGUCAUCAACUCCCGCGGCCCCCUUUGGCUCCCCGCCGCCAGCCGCUUCCCCUCCGCCCUCCUCCUCGACGUGGACAUUUUCAAAUGGGCCCAACUCUCCGUCCCGGCUCCAUCCGUCGCCGUCCCGCGCGACGUCUACGACAUCCUCAGCAGCGGCAAAACGGUCCAAGACUGCGCCGCCGAGUACUUCGACACGGUGCACCGGUGGUUCCCCUUCAUCUCCAAGAAGCGCAUGACGCUGGGGCAUACCCUAGGGGAAGCCGGGCCGGACUUGGCCAUGUUGUUUUUGGGCAUGAAGCUCAUCGUCACGCUGCCGGUCGAGGGCAUGGACAGUGCGGAUAACCCGGUGUAUAUGGCAGCCAAAAGGUUGCUGGCCUUGUUGGAGAGCGGAGGGUGUGUGAGUUUGUUGUGUUUGCAGGGGAUGGUGUUGGUUGCGUUGUAUGAGUACGGGCAGGGCAUAUAUCCGGCGGCGUGGAUGAGUGUGGCGGCGUGUGCGAGGUAUGCGGAGAUGUGUGGGUUGCCGGGGUUCAAGGAUAGUUGGGCGGUUUUGGGGGCUGUGACGACUUGGACCGAGUCUGAGGAAAGGAGAAGGGCCUGGUGGGCUAUUUACAUCCUGGAUAGGGUGAUCUGCUUGGGAAACAAGAAGCGGUUUGUGAUGCCGGAGCCAGAAAGGCACUAUCUUUUGCCUACGGAUGAUGAUGCUUGGGACAGCGGAGAUCCAGGCCGUGCCCUCAGCGCAGGAAUCACCACCUCUCUCGAGCAGCCACAAGGCCGUUUCGCCCGUCUAGUACAAUCAUCCAUGCUCGUCAGCAGAACCAUAACCCACGUCCGGACCACCCUACGCAACCAUCAACUGGGAGGCGACAUUGAUCCUUUCGACAUCAACGAAGUUGACGACCUCAUCAACACCCUCACCUCCUUCAGCACCCUCAUCCAACAAGAACUCCUCCCCAGCUUCGCCGUAUUACGCAACCAAAAUCCUACAGAAUCAACUUCAUCAGCCUCAUCAUCAACCUCCCCACCCCCGCCGAACUGGCACUUCCUAACCCCCAGCUCCAUCCCACUCAACCCCCCAUACCACCACCCCCCCUCUCCUUUCGAUUUCUCUUCUUCCUUGUCUCCCCAACCCCAACCUUUAGACCCCCUCUCCCUGCCGCCUUUAAGUUUAACCCACUCCGCCCUGUUCCUCCUCUACGACGUCCACUGCUGUCCCGAGAACCUUCUUUGCGGGACCGGUGCCCAGGGCUUCGACAACUUCCAACCAAAAACCGCUAACCAACAGGCCUUACAGGUGCGGGCCGUAGCAGGCCUGCGCUCGCUUUCGAGUGGUGUCAUCCGCGAGCUGUGCAUGGAGUUGUUGGAUGCGGUCAUGUUGCCGCAGGGUUUGGCGAAGUUUAGUCCGCUCUGUCUAGACGGGAUGUAUAACGGGAUGGCGACGUUGAGGUGGUUAUGGAAGGAGGGGGGUGAUGAUGGUGGAAUUGGCUUAGGGGAGAACGGGUCCUUUGGUGAAGGAGGAAGUACAGGAGGGAAUGUGGGAGUGUUGCAGGCGGCAGAAGACGUGGGGAGGUGUUUGAGUAGAUUGUCGAGUAGGUGGAGGGUGGCGGAGGAUUAUUUGGGCUUGGUUGGGCUCUUUUGAUGUGGGCGUUGCGAUGGCCUGGAAUGGUGGGAAGUCAGGAAUCUGUUCACCAGUUGCUGCUGGCAACUUCUCGGCCGUCCCUGCCUCUCGCUCCCUAUUAUAUAUCCUUCGACCGCCAGUCUGGACAAGGAGCGACUCGACGAACUGAGUCGUGAUUGGCAAAACAGAAAUCUGGGAGCAGUGGACGAGAAGAGAAGGGGGCUGAUCUCAGGCUCAUGCUCGUGGUUAGGACCAGGACGUCGUCUGCGCGUCUCUUAUGUCGCUUAGGAACUUAAAGGGUCUCCCAUCAUGUACAAAUAGCGGGCGGAUGCUAAAGGCUGAAAUCGGCCUUUAAACAUACAUAGUUGUGGGUCGCGGGCGGUUUGGUGAAGCGCAUAACGGGAGUUUCGCUUCCACAGCCACUGUUACACGAGACCUACAGAGACGAGUCACUCAAGUGAGUAUUGUACCCGGAGUAGGUACGGGAGGUGGAAGGUAAUUAGGUAUGCUGUGCAGAGGUAUGCUCCCGAGCUGAAACUGGUAGCGAACGAGAAAGUUAACAGACAAGGAUGACACGAAGUAUCUUCAGAUAUACAGAACAACUCUACUCGACAGAUCACUUACUCGCUCAUCGACCAGCUCGGCGUACAAAGAAUGUAUUAUUUCGCGAUAUAUAACCUGAUCUGUACCCCUGGUCCCCUGAUCACUUUUGCCAGCUACCCGAAGGCUUUUCUUCUUUUUUCUCGCUCACAUUGGUUCGCCGGUUAAGCCACCUCGCAGCUGGACAUCUUGGGAUCCGUGGAGGCUGGAUCUGCAUCUUCAGCCAUACCACUGCAACGCUUGAUCGGGACGUGACGGGACUGGCACAUCCACACUCUUUUUGGACGGCAAAUCAACUGGCUGUCUGUAUAGGUAUUGAAGUACACCAAAUGUAUUUUCUUGAGCUCUCCCUGUCCUCCUCUAGGUGUACUACUUUGUUUCGUCAGGCAGACUUUGGUUGAUUUUCUCGUCCUGGCAUGGGUGUGCCUGAUUGUGGGAGCGCCACCUAUGUUCCAGAGCGGAAGACAUGUACAAUAGCCUUCUGCAUACAACAGGAGGAGAUAUCGACGAGCUGAGUGAUGUAGAGUCAGGUAGGUGGAGGAUAGGCUUGGGCGGUGGUUGAAAAGGGGUGAUUACCUUGCCUCCAGGUUCAGGUCUUUCUCUGUCUAGGGGCUUCGGAUGCGUUUUUCUCCCUUUUUCCUUUUCUUUGGGGCAUCGAGACAAAAGUUGUGUAGCCCGUUGAGCAUC
Neurospora crassa OR74A is the source of this 3424-nucleotide messenger RNA. RefSeq lists its product as hypothetical. Bases 155 to 2158 code for a protein of 667 amino acids. The record is from RefSeq and is a predicted model, not a curated record. NCBI's taxonomy places the organism in Eukaryota, Fungi, Ascomycota, Sordariomycetes, Sordariales, Sordariaceae. The transcript is spliced from 4 exons. Gene Ontology annotation, molecular function: DNA-binding transcription factor activity, RNA polymerase II-specific; zinc ion binding; DNA binding. Gene Ontology annotation, biological process: regulation of DNA-templated transcription; DNA-templated transcription. Gene Ontology annotation, cellular component: nucleus.